UGGAUGAGAACGUAUAUGGUAAUACCCAACACUAUAUUUUUAGCAGAACACGAGGAGAGCGACGUUUUUGAGAAAAGCGAACGGAUGAGCGGAAUAGAAAGUGAAACCAAAUAAGGACGAAAGGCGUGUCUACUUGUGCCGGUCUACUGGGUGCGGAGGAUGCCGAGUAAGUCACGCUCAUGUUCGGUCCCUGAACUUAAGGAGGCCGGCAAUGAGCUCUUCAGAAGUGGUCAAUACGGGGAAGCGGCCGCACGUUAUACACAGGCCAUCGCACAGCUCUCCGCCGGUAAGAGCAACCCAGAGGAGCUUGGCAUCUUGUAUUCAAAUCGUGCAGCAUGCUACCUGAAAAAUGGCAACUGUAGCGAGUGUAUCAAAGAUUGCACAGCGUCUUUGGAAUUGAUACCCUUUGGGAUUAAACCACUGUUGAGGAGGGCUGCAGCCUAUGAAGCUUUAGAGAGGUAUCAUCUGGCAUAUGUUGACUACAAAACUGCCUUGCAGGUGGACAUCGGUGUACAAGCAGCUCAUGAUGGCAUAAAUAGAAUGACAAAAGCCUUAACUGAAAAAGAUGGGCUGAACUGGCGUAAUAAACUCCCUGCGAUUCCUACUGUACCUCUCUCAGUCAGAGAAAAACUGAAUGAAGGCAAAGUUAAAGGGGACAAAAUCACACGCACACAACAAAACCAUGCUCCACCAGGUGAGGGAAAAGCUUCCAGCACUGAUGUAAUAAAACGGGCCUUAUCUUUGAAGGAAGAAGGCAAUGCAUUUGUGAAGAAAGGUGAUCAUAAAUCUGCUGUGGAAAAAUAUACCGAAAGUCUGAAAAUGAACCCAAAAGAAGCCACAACAUUAACCAACAGGGCUCUUUGUUACCUUUCACUGAAAAUGUAUGCGGAGGCUAAAAGGGACUGCAGUGAGGCACUGAGACUGGACUACAAUAAUAUUAAAGCUCUGUACAGACGUGCUCAGGCUCAAAAGGAGUUAAAGGAUUAUUCAGCUUGUGUUGCUGAUCUGAAAGCAUUACUGAAGAUCGACCCAAAGAAUACAGCGGUCCAGAAGUUACUGCAGGAAGUACAAAAAAUUAAAAAGUGACAUACGAGUUACAGCAUAAAUGCUUUGCAAAGCAACUGACUCUUGUGAGAUAUUACUAUAAUAGGCUGAAAACCAGUUUUACUUAUCAGCCAUGGAACACUUAAAGUGGAUAAUUUCUUUUCCCAGUAUUUUCUUUAGCUUUUUUUGCAGUUUGUUGAAGUAAUUUUUUUUGCUCUCCACUUUUUCCUUUUAACUGUUAGCGUGUCAGAUUAUUUUGAAAGACCGGAAUAAAUAAAAUUCAAGUAGUCCUAACAAUGUGUACCUGUUACCAGAAUUAAAGAUCUUCAGAAAUUUAUUCCUCAAUCCUACUUCCAUAAAAACAUUGGAUGAAAGAGCAAGGACAAUGCCUGUAAUACCAUAAACACAUGGAUGUACAUGUAGUUGAUAAAAACCAUGGUGAUAUGAAUACAAAAUUUGAAGCAACAACCAAGGUAAGGUAAUUGUAUCUUUACAAAAUUUCUUAGCAACCACCUACUGUAGCUACUCAAAGCUACAAGUUACACAUUGGACAUUUUACAACUGGAUGCAAAAGAUUGGGGUAGUUAUAACUGAACCAAAAGCCACUUUUAAGAUGGCUGGAAUAAAUUGUUUUUGACAGUAGCCCCACAGACAGACAUUUUAUUGAAUUUUUUUAAAUUAAUUUUAUUGUAUUAAAGUGGCAAGUUCAACUUAGAGUCUCAAACUCACUGUACAUAAUGGUCUCCCUUUCAGAUAAUUACACAAAGCCAAAUGACCAUGUCCAGUGCAAUUUUUUUUUUUCUAAAAGUAAAAUCUGACAAUUUUCACAAAUUGAUAUAUAAAAGCAAGUGGUGAUCUUGCAGCAGUUGAUAAUGUAACUAAUCUUUUAUUCAUCCGAUACACAAAACACAGUCCUCGGCUAUGCAUCUUUAACAAAAGGAAAUGAAUAAAGAUGGUUGCCGCUUGUCAAAAGCAAAGUGCUAUAAGUUGACUUGAAGGCCAAAACCUGUCUCCAGUUAUAAAGUACCCACCUUAAAGAUGCAACUGUCCUUGUAAAAAUUAAGUGCAACUGCAAGAAUGUAUUAUGAACAUAUUAAUGUAGCAUUUUACUGUAUGCAAAUGUAAGUUAUAAAUUCCCCCAAUAACACUCCUGUAAGUUUGAUGUUUUGGCACAUGCCAUCACAGAAAUUUUUAUGAAAUAUGCAUUUAAAUGCAUUGAACACAAUGUGCCAGUUCAGAAUAUAUGCUAAGCACAUGCCUUAAUAAUUAGAAAUAAAAUUUGGGCACGGCGUUAACAUAUAACAUGAGUACUUUAUACAAAAAUAUCUUGGCUCCUUAAAUGUGGAAUUAACAAAAACGUUUAUAUGUUAAAUGUAAUUAAGACUUAAUGACAUUAUGCUACAAGGCCUGAAAAAUAAUCAGGUUUGACACAGACGGCAAAAAGGGCAGCAUUUUAGAGGUCUUAAAGUACACCCCACCAUUUUGGUAUUUCAGCCUACAGUGCAGAGGUAGUUAAAACUAUUGCUUGAUGAUAUAUGUCAAAAUGACAGCGAUUGCUUUUACAGAUCAAUUCAGGUAAGGUUUCACAAAUUACUCAAAAGCUGUGGAAGAGUUCUGCUUGUGAAGACAGGACAUAUCACUGGGAAGUUAUCACUUUAGCUUCAAAUUUCAGAUGCAGUGAAAGCUGUAUUUUAGCAAACUCAUCUGUCUAAAAGUUAAGAUUUUUGGAUUAAGUGUCAUAUGCCCUGCCAUUUUACAGGCACAACUCAUGUAUCAUAUGGACAUGUCCACAGUGAUGGGUAAUUUUGACUAGUAUACCUCAAUAUUCCAAUUUUUAAGCCAGAGAUCCAGGUCACUGUGACAAAAGGCACCCACUUAGUUGCAAAAUGAUUUUAUAGGUCUAGAACUUUACAUUUUUAGCCAAUAGUUUCUGCAGUCAAGGCAGUUAUCCCAUUUUAUACUGUGAAUUGCUUUUCAGCAAAUCCUUGUUUGAAAUGUGGUUGUACAGAACUUUGGAAAAUUAAAGUCUUUGGUUGAAUCUGUAUACUUCAAAUAAACUCCUUUGCUACCUACAUUGUUGCACUGAAAUAUCAAUGGAUGGAAGGCAGUAUAAAUACCUGAAUUCUUUAAUAAUGAAGAGACACAAUGUAUGCAAGUAAUCUAGCCUACCAUCCCCGACAAACCAGGUGCUUAAAUUGUUGUUACAUUCAAUUUUAACAAUGCUAAUAAACCCUAUAAAAGUUUAGGGGAAACUUAAGAAAAUCCAGUUUAGUAAAUACUAACUUUUCAUUUAUUAUUUAAUGCCCAAACAAAACAUGAAUAUUCAGCUUUCAUAACCACUAGAACAGAACAUCAUUUCCACAAACCUAAACUUACAACUUCAAAACAGUCUGCCAAAAUUUUGUUAUGCGAGUAUUCCUUUAGCUGGAAUCUUUGUUCCAUUAACCUGAAAAAUCAAAGGAGAGAAAUGGAUGACAACACAUCAGUGGCAAAUUCUUCAGUGAUUAUUCCCAUUAAGUAGAAGCAGCUAUCAUGGAAAAUUACUAAUACAGGAAAGAAUGAAGUUCUCAGUGUAUUUAUUUUUACCCCUUUAUUAAAUACUGGCUCAAACAACUUAGAUUUAAUAAAGCAUAUUUCUCUACAUUUAAAAAAAUUAUGUUAGAGGUCCUUCUACUAGAAUCUACUGUUUCAUUAUAGAUAGAUUCAGGCUGUCCUAGAAUCAACUGAAAUGUAGGAAGUAAAUGUUACAGUUUGAGAUGUGCACUGCUGAAAUCUACCUAGAAACAGUAAACUACAGGAAAUUUUCAUCCAUCAGUAUCAAAUAUUACAUUAAUGCUUGAAUGCAAAACACCACUAAAAAGCAACCUGUUGCAAUAUAUAUUUUGUGAUAAAUGCGCAGUAAACUAAAACCAAAAAAAAAGUUUAGUCCGAUAAAAGGCAUACAUAUUUCACUUUUAUAAAUGACUUGAGUGCACUGCAUGCAUAUGCUUAUACACUGCUUCAUUAUAUGGUGAACACUGAAUUAAUUUUUUUCCCUACCCCGAUUCUUUAAAGAAAUUAAGGACAUCCACUUGGGUCAAGCAAUUAUUCUAACAAAAGUAUUCUAGAUGCUGACAGAAGUGUUAGUACAUUUAACCAUAAUGUAAAAUCCCUUUCCCAAAUGUAUAUUUAGGGUACAAUGAGACUUUUGUUUUUCUACUGUAAAAUGUACUAUUCAGACACAUGGUUGUCUUAUGUACAUUUGCAUAUCAGAAAGUUAAAUCAUUACUUUCAGACAGUAUGUGUUCCUGAAAGCAUUUUAUUCCUUUUCUAUAGUCUUCCAUCAAGACUUGUAAGCAUUAUACAUAACACCUUUUUUUAAAAAAAAAACAUUGAAAUUUAUAACAGGUUACUCAAGAGUUCUUUCAAAAGGAUUUGAACAGGAGUUGCUACAGUUAUAAAGGUGGUUAGGAAAUUGUUCCAAUGUCACAAUUUAAAAACACAGCUACUGUACUUGGUGAUUUGCACUGUAAGUCAUUAAAGCCUAUUUUAUUAAAAAAAAAAAAAAAUGGCUUUACAAACAGAUUUGUCUUGUAGGCAGCACUGGAUUGGAAACACUAAACCCUUAGCUUAAUAUUGAUUGUUUUGAAUGUUCUCUAAAAUUGAAGAUGAAAUUCUACAUCUUAAAGUGAUAAAAUCUAUGCAGUUUGAACCUUAUGAAUGGAGUAUGCAAAUAAACAGUAAAACAAA
This is a messenger RNA of Erpetoichthys calabaricus (reedfish), 4773 nucleotides long. It is a transcript of the gene tomm34, whose product is annotated as translocase of outer mitochondrial membrane 34. NCBI's taxonomy places the organism in Eukaryota, Metazoa, Chordata, Cladistia, Polypteriformes, Polypteridae. The coding region runs from base 160 to 1086 and encodes 308 amino acids. The transcript is spliced from 8 exons. The record is from RefSeq and is a predicted model, not a curated record. Gene Ontology annotation, molecular function: heat shock protein binding. Gene Ontology annotation, cellular component: mitochondrion; cytosol.